Funneliformis geosporum is the source of this 174-nucleotide messenger RNA. The record is from the annotation of a GenBank genome assembly. Lineage: Eukaryota; Fungi; Glomeromycota; Glomeromycetes; Glomerales; Glomeraceae.
AUGUCUAAUCCUUUUAUAUUUUUCCGUCAAAAAAUUCAAGAGGACAACGUUAAGAAACUCGCGAAAAAGUCUCCUAUAGCUCUUCCAAUUGUAUUACAAAAUCCACAGACAGCUAAAAUCGUCCUCUAUUCAAUCAAAAACAAUAAUGAAAUGCCCGCGCUAUUUUUUGAUUAG